UUUGAUCGUUGUAAACAUUUUCAGCGGAAAUUACAACGUUAUACAAAUAAAUAACAAAAAACAAAAACAUUCGUGACACGGUAUUUUUCUGUGAACAGACGUGACUAAUCGAUUGAGCAGAUAUGUGAGAUGACUGCGGUAGAUUAUUAUCCCUGUGCAGGUGUAACCACGGUUGCUUAGCAACGGCUGAACUCCGUUAUUUAAAGUCACAGGUGGUGCUGUUUGAUGUUUGUCCUAAGAUUAGAAAACAUGGCAGAAAACGAUGCAACGUGUUUGGUGAGGAAGAUGUUGAUUUAGUUCAUGUUAUUAUAAUAAUUAUUUAAACUUUGAAUAGUAGAAAUGGAAGUAGAACGUGUAAAAUAACUGGUGUUUGUUUAAUAUACAGCCCAUAAUUAUAUAUUAUAUGAGAGAGAAGUACUUCAGACACGCAAUAAAUACAGCUGAGAAAUAUUUACAACUGUACAACAAUGAUCCUGUGCUCCGGUUUAUCAAAGCUGUUGGAUCUCUGAUGGAAGGUGACACGCAGGAGGCGAUGAGAGAUCUCAUUCAUCUGAAGGAUCAGUCUCACCUCUCUCUGUGUUCAACUAUAGCUCUCAUGAACGCUCACAGACGCCGUGAGACUCUGGAUGAAGAGGCGUUGAAUGCGCUGACCUCUGACCUGAAGCUGUCGGGCUCAACAGCAGGUGUCAGGGCGCUGUAUUACGCAGCUCUGCUUUACUGGAUCCUCGACCGGAACGUCAAAGCCAGACACUGCAUCAACAAACUGCUGAAGCUGUCAGAUAAAUCCCCACAGGGGCUUGUCCUCAAGGGCUGGAUUAUAUUGACAUCUGAGUUGACGGAGAACAAACCUCAGGCCAUCCGUUACUUCGACAGCGCCGGUCAGGACUCUGAGGAUGUGUUCGGGCUCAUGGGAAAGGUUGAGUUUCUCAUGGCGAAACAGAAGCAGCCGUGCGCUCUUGAUAUUGUGAAUCAGAUCAUAGUUUCUCAUCCAGAUUUCGUCCCAGCGCUCAAUCUGAAGAUGAAGAUCUUUAUGUCUCUGCGUGACUGGGAACAAACUGAAGAGCUCGCUCGCAGAAUUCUGGAGAGAGAUGAACACGAUUUAAAAGCUCUUCAGAUGAUGGCUGUCAUUGCUGCGGCUAAAGAUGGAGAUAUGGGGCUGGUAAUUCUGUUUUCAUUCUAA
Triplophysa rosa is the source of this 1180-nucleotide messenger RNA. It is a transcript of the gene ttc21a, whose product is annotated as tetratricopeptide repeat domain 21A. Gene Ontology annotation, molecular function: protein binding. The transcript has 6 exons. Gene Ontology annotation, biological process: protein localization to cilium; intraciliary retrograde transport. Gene Ontology annotation, cellular component: intraciliary transport particle A. The record is from RefSeq and is a predicted model, not a curated record. The coding region runs from base 404 to 1180 and encodes 258 amino acids. NCBI's taxonomy places the organism in Eukaryota, Metazoa, Chordata, Actinopteri, Cypriniformes, Nemacheilidae.